Messenger RNA from Phalacrocorax carbo (great cormorant), 2919 nucleotides. Lineage: Eukaryota; Metazoa; Chordata; Aves; Suliformes; Phalacrocoracidae. The record is from RefSeq and is a predicted model, not a curated record.
UUGUUGCCGCUCUUCUCAUAGUUCCUGUCAGGCAGAUAAAACAAGCAAACAAGCAACCUAAGCACACCACGGUGGUGCAGGGUGGAUCGCGCUCCUCUCCACAUGACACCCAGGCCUGUCUCGCCAUGGUCCACACGGAAGGCGGGGCGAACUAGAGGCCAUCCCUACUCUGACGGGCAGCUGCCUUACCCAACUGGGCCGCAGUGCGUCCCCACGGGGAGGAAGAGAGGAGGCGGCUGGGCCAGUCGUCUGGUGGUGUUGGUGGUGAGUGCAGGCUUCUGAAGCAGUAGGCUGUUGAGUUUUGAUCCUGCCCAGAACACUUGAGUUUUGCUCUGCAAGCAUAUAUAAAACUGGUUUUAUCUGCAUACCUAAGAAUAAAAGGUAAUGGAGACUGAACAACAGGAAGAGACCUUUACCAACACAGAGACAAAUGACCUGUCUACAGGCAAACGUCCUGCAGAAGAUAUGGAAGAAGAACAGGUCUUCAAAAGAUCUCGGAAUACAGAUGAGAUGGUUGAAUUACGCAUCUUGCUUCAAAGCAAAAAUGCUGGAGCAGUGAUUGGAAAAGGUGGCAAAAAUAUUAAGGCACUUCGUACGGACUACAAUGCAAGUGUUUCAGUCCCAGACAGCAGUGGCCCCGAGCGCAUCUUGAGUAUAAGUGCAGAUACAGAGACAAUUGGAGAAAUCUUGAAGAAGAUUAUCCCUACUUUAGAAGAGUAUCAACACUACAAAGGUAGCGACUUUGACUGUGAAUUAAGACUUCUAAUUCAUCAAAGUCUAGCAGGAGGAAUUAUUGGUGUCAAGGGUGCUAAAAUCAAAGAACUCAGAGAGAACACUCAGACUACCAUUAAGCUCUUCCAAGAGUGUUGUCCUCAUUCCACUGAUAGAGUGGUGCUUAUUGGUGGAAAACCUGAUAGAGUUGUGGAAUGUAUAAAGAUUAUCUUGGAUCUUAUCUCUGAGUCUCCAAUUAAAGGACGGGCCCAGCCUUAUGAUCCCAAUUUCUAUGAUGAAACAUAUGACUAUGGUGGCUUCACAAUGAUGUUUGAUGAUAGAAGGGGACGUCCAGUAGGCUUUCCAAUGCGUGGAAGAGGAGGCUUUGAUCGAAUGCCUCCUGGUCGUGGUGGACGACCUAUGCCUCCGUCAAGAAGAGAUUAUGAUGAUAUGAGCCCUCGCAGAGGACCUCCACCACCACCACCAGGUCGUGGUGGCAGAGGUGGCAGCAGAGCUCGUAAUCUUCCUCUUCCUCCUCCACCACCUCCUCGUGGCGGAGAUCUUAUGUCUUAUGACCGAAGGGGUAGACCUGGAGACCGUUAUGAUGGAAUGAUGAUGCAGUGUCAUGUGGAUGCCUGUGAUGACAUGCAGCCACCAGAGUUGUUUGAGAGUGGCUCUGGAUAUGACUAUUCUUACACAGGGGGGCGUGGUUCAUAUGGAGAUCUUGGUGGACCCAUCAUCACAACACAAGUAACGAUUCCCAAAGAUUUGGCAGGAUCUAUUAUUGGAAAGGGAGGCCAGAGAAUCAAACAAAUACGUCAUGAGUCAGGAGCUUCAAUCAAAAUUGAUGAACCACUAGAAGGCUCAGAAGAUCGAAUAAUAACUAUUACAGGAACACAGGACCAGAUACAAAAUGCUCAGUAUUUACUGCAGAACAGUGUGAAGCAGUAUGCAGAUGUUGAAGGAUUCUAAUGCAAGAUUAUUUUUUCUUUUUUAUAGUGUGAAGCAGUAUUCUGGAAAGUUUUUCUAAGACUAGUGAAGAACUGAAGGAGUCCUGCACCUUUUUUUUUUUUUUUUUUUCACCCCCCAACCCCCCCCUUCCCCCUUUUUGCCUGGCCCACCCCCCUCCUUAUUUUUUUAAAAAAUAUCUGCUUCUGUUUAAAAAGCCGACAUUCCUCUGCUUCAUAGGUGUUCUGCAUUUGAGGUGUAGUGGAAUCUGCUGUUCACCAGAUGUAAUGUUUUAGUUCAUUACGAAUAUUUGGGGGAGGGAAAGGCCACACAAGACUUAACGCUGAAAUUUUGAAACAGCAGCAGAGUGUGGAUUUUAUUUUUGUUCAUUGUUGGUGGUAAAGUGUACUGGCUUUUCUGUAACUAUUGUGAGCAUCCUGGUUUAUGUACACUGUACAUUUUUUUUAUUUUUUUUUUUUAAGGGGGAGAAGACUGGUUGUCCACAUGUCCCUGGCAUCCUUUGAGAGCAGUGUGCAGAAUGUAAUGCUCUUUUUUUUAAGAUAUAUAUUUUAUGAUUUUUAAAUAAAUUUAGUGAGCCUAUUAUUGGUUGUCAUUUUUUUAUAUACAAAGGGUAAUACCUAAAAUGGAUACCCUUUUUCCCCCCACAAGAAAAUGCGUAAAUGAAAGUUGCUGUUAAGCUUGCUCUUCUACUACUUUGAUAUAGAUGGAGUUAUGUGUUUUGGCAAAUAACCUCCAGAAAACAGUGGCUCAGCUUUGCUAUUUGGGGAAAAAAGUACAAAAAUAUUAAUGCAAACAUUGUGUGAAAUUUGACCUCUUUUUUUGCACUCUUUGCAGUAAAUAUAUAUGUAUGUUGGUGACAGUAUAUAAAUAAAUAUUUUGAGUUUGUGAUGCCACUGAGUUAACAGUAGGUUAAAUACACCUGGUUCUAGACAGCUUGCUUAAUGCAAAUAAUGUUAAAAAUUGCAGUUGGUGUAUCAUUAAUGAAUGUAGUUUUCAGAGCUUUCACUUGUGUUGGGUAGAAACUUCUACGAAUUGAGAAAUUGGCAGUAUCUAACUUGAUUUUCAUUGUAUACAGAACUUGUUUUCCCUGUUUGUUGAAUUCUGUAUGAAAUAUUUGUGAGAAAUUAAAAAAUAUAAAGUACCUCUGGAUAUUUCAUGUAAUACUUUGGCAUUUGUAUUUAUAGUUUGCAAGUUUUAAUUUCACUUCCUAAAUAAAAACAAUUUUAAAAAUGCAAAAGA